Molecule: messenger RNA, 5434 nt
Organism: Acromyrmex echinatior (Panamanian leafcutter ant)
Lineage: Eukaryota; Metazoa; Arthropoda; Insecta; Hymenoptera; Formicidae
Source: RefSeq, a predicted model, not a curated record
UUGCGACGCUUUUUCACUAUCCAAUUUUCGAUGGUACGAUUGAAAUAAUAUUUUUGAAGUGUAAUUACUGAAAUGAAAUUUAUUAUUGUUACCAAAAGAGAUACGUGUGAAUCAACAAUAUGUGAAAGGAAGUGAAAUUUAUUGUUGCUGUGCUGGAAAAUCUUUUGUUGGACAUGCGAAAAGGGCGAGCAGAAUACACGUUAGCUGUGUCAAAUAUGAAGCACAUAUUUAUUUGAUGAAUAAGUCCCAGCCGAUUGGGAAUGGCUGAAAGUUCGAAAAUACAUUAUGUUGAACCUUGCAAUAAAUUUUAACUCGGAUAAAAUCAAGUGGCAUUUGGAAAUUUAUCAAUAAUUACAAAAAUGUGAACUCCGCACGUGUAGGAAAGUAACUUCUCGAUCUGCGUGCAGCAGCGGAAGCUACGAAGUGAAAAGUUCCAACGACGACCGAAAGAGCAGUCGUUCUCCCCGUAUCCGGUUCUGUCGGCAGCCGGAAAAAUUAUUUUUACUUCGAUCGCGAGUGUGUGUGCUUCGUCAUAGUUGUCGCGUGUUGCUUUGAACUUAUCAUUGUGAGCUUUUUAAAGAUUACACUCUACAAUAUUCUCUACAAUUUCUGUAAUAAUUUUCCCAUAAGACUUUGAAAUAUCACAUAGUGUGUUACUUUGCGAAAAUAAUUUAUAGCUAAGUUUUUCCAAGAAUUGCAAUAAAUUUGGUGAUUAAUUUGAACAGAGUGCUUCGUGAAUAUUGAAUUAUUACUAUACUGACAAUUCUUAAAGCAUUGAACUUUGUGUUGUGGAAUCAACGAACGCGAGGCAGAUGUCCAAAAUGUUGCGAAUAGAAUUAGUGGGCCUUCUAUUGUUGGCCUGCACGCAAAUUCUUACGGAGCAUCGCGAUCAUCGUGAAUCACGGGAUCAAUAUGGCUACCAUCAUCGGUUUCAUGACCUUCAGGAAAGAAUAACGAGGGAAGUUCGAGUCAAAGAAGGCCGAUUACGUGGCAUGGUGAUUCAACCCAGAACUAAUUACAAUUUGCAGCUGGUUGACGUCUUUCUUGGAGUUCCUUACGCGGAGCCUCCCGUGGGAUCCUUCAGAUUUUCUCCGCCACGCUCACCGCAACCGUGGAGAGGAGUGAGACAAUCGCAGGAAUUCGCUCCAGUUUGCCCGCAAGUCUUGCCAAAUCUUCGAGAGGAAGUAAAGCCAGGCAGGUACGAGUACCUGGAGAGACACUUGCCGUACUUGAGGAACCAGAGCGAGGACUGUCUGUAUCUCAACAUCUAUGCUCCUCAUCAGGCUGAAGGUCAGAAAAAUCUGAGGAAGUAUCCGGUUAUGAUGUUCAUCCACGGUGAAAGCUUUGAAUGGAACAGUGGUAAUCCUUAUGAUGGCACUAUAUUAGCGGCUUACGGCAACAUUGUUUUUGUCACAAUUAAUUUUCGACUUGGUAUCCUAGGUUUCCUGAGACCUGGAAUUAGAGACGAUACAGCAAGCAAUUUUGGACUGUUAGAUCAAAUAGCGGCAUUACUUUGGCUAAGGGAAAACAUUGCGGAGUUCGGCGGCGACCCUAAUAGCGUUACUUUGGUCGGCCACGGAACUGGAGCUAUCUUUGCUAAUCUACUUCUAAUCAGUCCAGUUGCCAACAAAAAAGGAUUGUUCAAACGGGCUAUUCUGAUGUCAGGGUCGGCAAUGAGCGCGGACGCCAUCGGCAAGGCGCCAUUGCAAAUUACCAAGCAGGUGGCGCACGCUCUCAACUGUCCCACCACCAGCGACAGCGAACUGGCGCUCUGCUUGCGCAACCAGGACGUAGACAGGCUGCUACACGUGAAAAUCCACAAGCCGAAAUACGUGCCGGCCUACGCGCCGUUGAUCGACCGGGCCGUCAUCCCUGACAAGCCGCUCAAUUUAAUGGAGAACGCCCAGCUCUUCGGCAGGUUUGAUCUGAUGUACGGUGUAACAGAAUCCGAGAAAUUUCACAUCCUGCCACCAGUUGCUUUGUUACACGGCGUGCUUGAUGGACAACGGGAUGAAAUCCUGCGAGACCAUGCCAAAGCGACGCACGAACUGGAGCCGGAGUUGAUCCUGUCGAAAGUGUUGGAACAAUAUGGCGACUUCUCGAGUGGAUUCACGAAAGAGUACGCCACGAAAAAUCGAGACAUGGUGCUGGAGGCACUCUCCGAUAGCGGCACCGUGGCGCCGUUAAUAAUGACUGCCAAUUUGCAUUCAAGGGCGUAUCCGAAGAGCUACAUGUACGUCUUCUCGCAUCCGAAAGCUAUGCAAGACUACUCUGGCCAACAACGUCAACAUACAGUGCAUGGAGAAGAGUUGCCCUACGUACUGGGUGUCCCAUUAGACAACAGCAAGUAUAAUUUACGAAGUCGAUAUGACAUCAGAGAGUCGCUGUUUUCAGAAGCUAUCAUGAAUUGGUGGUGCAGCUUUGCCUAUAUCGGGAAUCCGAACGUCGCGAAGCGAUAUCCCUACCUGACUAACGUGUUCAAGGAAUGGGGUCAAUAUGAUAUCGAGUGGCCAGAAUAUGAUCCUGUCAAUCAAACGUAUUUCAAUUUAACCAUACCGCCUAACAUAGGUGCGCACUAUCGUUCGACGGAGAUGCAGUUCUGGAAUGAGGACCUGCCCAAUCUGCUCAGGCACCCGAAUAAAGAUAUUUCGGGCCCGACACGACCGAGAGGACCGCGACCACAGAUUCUUGACUUUGCCGAUGGGAUUGGCAAAUAUGCCAACAAUACUGCCAACCGGAAGUACGAUAGCUACGAUACUAGGUAUACAUCUCCGUCUAGCAUCACGGAUUCUAGCACGGGCAAGACGCCAUUUUCAACUUUGGUUACAACGGAUGGAAGCGAGAAUUCGACAAUAGAGCCGAGCACGUUAAGGACCUCGUCGGCUAUGAUGAUGGUGAUUGUUUUCUUCGUAGUGUUUAUACUGAUAAACUUCACAGCCUUUCUAUUCAUCUAUUAUAAGAAGCAGAAUAUGAAGGGAAAGGAGAAAUCGUUGAAGAGACGAGGUAGCGAAAAGAAAAACGACUCUGUCAAGAGGUCGAAGACUGAUAAACACGAGAACCAUUACGGCCAGAUAGGCUACAAAAGCGAUAGCAAGCCAGAUUUGAACGAUGUGAUAAAGAACGACAAGGCAUACGACAACAACUCCAACUUCGGACGCAGAUCGAAACUAUCAAGGCAGAAUUCUAGCAGGAGAUUGUGCACAGUUCUGUUUUGUUUGUAUAGAUGUUCGCCGAGGUUUUUACGUAAAACGCGGGAAACGUUACAGAAAGAGCAUCAGGAGAAACUGACUAAGCAGCAGCAAGAAGAGAAGCAACGUUUAGAGGAAGAAGUAUUGAAGGAGAGGAAAGACGAACCGAUUUACGAUGAGAGCCCGGCGUUGGUUGUGCGCCCUGGAAAAAAGUCGAAAUUGCCAAAAAUUUCUGUGGCUAUUGACGCCACGCCAGCGACCAGAACAGAAUCCAUUCUGAAUCAAGUGCCAAUCGAGUUAACAAAGAGUAUCGAAAUAGUUAAUGAGCUAAGUCCACAGCUGAUGACUCCUGAAGUGGUCGUCAUAGAGCAUCAUCAUUCUAGGAGCGAUCCUUUGCCGAUGGAGAACGUUUUAAAGACAAUGAAGCCGAAUUUCUCCACUCCCAGAAUCUACGAGUCGGAUUCCGGAAGCGCGAGCAGUCUCUACGCCAAGAUUAACCCUAAACUGAAGUCUCGUUUGCCUCGUCCUGGUCCGGGAACAAAUAUCGAAGUGUCCUUACCUGAACAAUCGAAAUACGAAGAUCCUCACGACGAAGAGAUCUACAUAAAAACUGGACCAGUCUUAACGACUUUUGGUACAAGUGAUGUGAAUGUCACGUGUCGGGAACCGACGAUGGAAAGAGAAUGCAUCAGUCCUGAGGAGGCCUUAAAGACAAUAAAACGUCGAAAUUAUCCCAAAGUACUGCCAGAUAUCGAGAAGAGACGAUCACUUCCGGCGCCUAGUAGUCUCUUUGUAUCGAAACAGUACGCCAAUUCGUUACAAGACUAUAAGAGUGGUAAUCGUGUGAACUUAUUUUCGAAUCUACCACCGUUACCACCUCCGAGAAUAUUUGGAGCCUCCAAAAGCCUAGAAAAAAACGGUUUCUUCGCAGAAGAAAACGAAAGUCAAAUCGAAGGUGAGCCGAUGACAACAAAUCUGCAUGUGGGUCCGUUACUAAAAAGGCCAGACACCGGCAGAAAUAAUUCCGAUCCUAACAUUAUUGAUUCCUUGGAAGGAAAUAGAAACGUCCAGGCUGGCGGAAGUGUGGAUGCUAUUUAUGCUAACCCAAAGUGCCCGCUUCAUGGAAGUCAAUAUCCCUUCUCACCGACCUCGCAGAGUGUCGAUGGCGAUCUCGGCAAGUCUUCCGGGCUUUUGGACGUGGGCAACCCAAAUUGGUACAAACCGUGCGAAUCGUCAGGCAUAAUGACAUCGACCACAUCGGAACCGCAAAUCGUGAUCAGCAAGGACGAGAGAAAUGCCAUUGGCGCUGUGUUGCCCACGGUAGAACCAAAGAUUGUGAUCACGCCAAGAGUCAAUCAAUGUCAAGUCAAUCGACAACCAAGUCCAACACCGCGUUCUGAGGAUAAGAUCGAGCACGAAAUAAAGACGAUUGAUCCAGUGCGAAACGGAGGAUCAUCGGAAAGUUCAAAUACUUCUGGUGGUUCGAUGAUUUCAAGAGAAACGGAAAAGAGGGAGCCGCGGAUAAUCAUCACGGCACGGGAACCGAAAAAUUGUGCCCCGGUGGGUAGUCUGAAACAACCGAAGAUCAUCAUAAAGCCAACAGCGACUCUACCGAGGAACAGGGAUCAGAGGAAUAUACCGAAGGUGUCAGCCAUACCGUCGCCAGAACAGCAGAAUUGUCAGAACAGCGAGCGAGAUAGGGCUCUGGAACAAAGGGAAAAGCCGUCCCUGAGGGAGAAGCCAAAGGUUACGAGGAUUCCGUCGUUUUCACGCAGGAGGGAAGAGCCUGGUAUUGAAAAGCCGUCGUACAUAGAGAAGACAGAAAUCGCGCCGAGAGUGGAGGCGCCGGCCAGUAAAAUCACAAACGCGCCAUCGACAUUCGACGCCAAGUCAGGCAUACCGACGCCAACGACAACGAUGAUGCCGAAGAGCGAGAAGACCUCCAGCACGGACUCGUCGUCCGCCAGCAACGGGAAUUCCAGUAAUUCGAAUACCGGUACGAUCAAACGGAAGCCAGCGAACAAGAAAUAAUUGGUGGGAGCCAAUUCGAGAGCCACGUGUUAUAUCCCGUUCUAUUUCGCAAACGCGUAGAUGGAAUGCAGAUGGGUCUCUACCAUUCCGACCAAGUGUCGAUGCAGUCCUGUUGCCGCCCAAUCUCUUCCACGAAACAUUCGCGAGUGUGUGCAUAUUUGCAUGUAACGGUAAUGAAAUUAACACAACAACUGUUCUUUUUGCGUUUAAAUUAC